GUGUUUCAGGAUGAUGCACUACUGUUGGGGAUACUUCAGCACCAGCUGCUCUCGAAAUUGGAAAUGUGGAUCAGCAUUUGCCAGAGGAAUCUUAAGGCUUAGCCUACUUUUUGAUUCACAAGAGAACGUGGCCAUGGCCAGUCUUCGGUUGAUUGGCACGGGCCACUUGGCUUCUGCUGUGCGGGCCCAGUGGGCUUUGCGAGGUGCUCAGGAAGCCGCACCUCAGGCGAAGCCAAUUCAAACACAGAGGCGAAUCGCAAGCCUAACAGUCGCGGCGGUGAGUGCAAGUGCUGUCUCAAGAAGGCGGAGUUCGCGGCGACAGGACCUUGUGACACUGCGCGCUGUGGCCACUGAAGCACCGCCUGACACCAUCCGCUUUAGAGAAACUGUUGGGCCUGCCAUUUCUGUAUCAGAGACAUCGGCAGAAGAGUGGACAGGCGACACGUUGGUCCUAUUACUCCCUGGCGAGGGUGAUGACAACAUCCCAAUUCUUUCAACUGUUGCAAAGUCUAUCGACGAAGCUUUAGGAGGUGCCAUUGGCUCCUACAUCAAGGAAGAAUCCUUUGAAGCCAAAGCCGGAGCAGCGGCCAUGUUUCCGGUUUUUGGCAAGGCCGUGAAGCGCGUGGUCCUCGUGGGUCUUGGUGACAAAGAGCCUUCCCGUGAAGCUGGCGCAGCCAUUGGCGGAGCCAUCAAGAGACUGAAGGGUGGUUCUGUCGGAGUUGCCCAUGCUGAAGGAGUCGAAGCGCAGGCUUUGGUCGAAGGCUUGCUGCUAGGCCUUCAUGCAGACAAGCGAUUUCAGGGCACAAAGACGCCAGAGAAAGACAAGGCACCCAAGGGUCCGGAGAAGGUUGAGAUGCUCGGCUACUCGAGUGCAGAGGACAUUGAGAAGGCAGGUGCCAUCGCUGCUGGGGUGGUUUUUGCACGAGAGCUCGUGAAUGCGCCGGCCAACAUCGUGGAUCCCCUGAAUUUGACUGCUGCGGCUGCGGAUAUGGCCCAACGCCUCGGACUGUCCUCCAAGAUCCUGGAUGAGAAGGAGUGCGAAGCGAUGGGCAUGGGCUCCUUCUUGGCAGUGAGUCGAGCUUCCAACUUGGGGGCCCGGCUCAUUCAUCUCACUUACUCACCAGGUGGCGAGGUGAAGAGAAAGCUGGGCAUCGUGGGAAAGGGCUUGACCUUCGACUCGGGUGGCUACAACUUGAAAGGAGCAGGCUCCAUGAUCGAGUUGAUGAAGUUUGACAUGGGUGGCUCAGCAAGCACCCUUGGAGCUGCAGCGGCAAUAGCGCAACUAAAGCCCAAGGAUGUAGAGGUCCACUUUGUCAUUGCCACCUGUGAGAACAUGGUGAGCGGCAACUCAGGCGCCCUGCGGCCUGGUGAUAUCAUCACCGCAAUGGAUGGAACCACCAUUGAGGUGAACAACACAGACGCUGAAGGGCGCUUGACUCUCGCUGAUGCUCUCCUCUAUUGCCAGCAGCAGGGUGUCACAGAGGUGAUUGACAUAGCUACACUCACUGGUGCCUGCAUGGUGGCGCUCGGAAAAGACAUCACAGGCAUGUGGAGCAACUCUGAUGAACUUGCUGCCAGCCUGGAUGCUGCUUCCAAAAGCACUGACGAGAAGCUGUGGCGGAUGCCUUUGGAGGAUGGAUACUUUGAGGGGCUGAAAAGUGACUUCGCAGAUAUGAAGAACACAGGGCCGCGCUUUGGCGGUGCAAUCACAGCAGCUCUUUUCUUGCAGAAGUUCAUUCAGAAGGAGGUCAACUGGGCACACCUGGACAUUGCCGGCCCAGCAUGGGCCGAGAAAGCCAAGGGCAUCUAUGGAGUCGGUGGCACAGGGGCUAUGGUCCGUACUCUGACAAACUUCGCCUGCAAAGCCUGAAUCUUCACGAUUUCGUCCCCAUGAAAAGCAUCGUUCACUCGUUCACGACAUGAACGGAAGGAACCACGCAAUGUUCAGAAUGUAGCAGCACGGCACAUAACUGCUUGGAGUUUUGCUGUUCAUGGCCAAAUAUAUUAUUUGUGCCCGUCAAGCCUGCCAGUUUUCGCGGCGCUGCAGAAGCAAACAUAUGAAC
This is a messenger RNA of Durusdinium trenchii, 2063 nucleotides long. The record is from the annotation of a GenBank genome assembly. Lineage: Eukaryota; Dinophyceae; Suessiales; Symbiodiniaceae.